AUGAAGGUCUUUGCAUACAUCUCCCUUGCCACCGUCGUUGCUGGUGCAAACAUCAGAAACCACUUCGGAGACAACUGCAAGGGUGGCUAUCUCGAUUACCCCAACAUUGCCCAACGAAUUUGCGCCAGCGCCCUCCAUGACCAGACUAAGGGUGCAGUCACUGUUGCCUUCUCUCAGUUGCCCCAACGCUCUUAUAUGAACGGCUAUCAAAGCACUCGUGACGGUGGUAUCUGCGGUUCGCGCCAGAAACAGCAGAAUGUCGGAAAUACGGACCACAAGUGCCUGCCUAAGUUGGCUGGUGGCGCCCAAUAUGCUGGCAGCAGCUGGACUGCUCCUGGGUUCAAGGCUGAGGAGGAUACGAAGUGCACCAGCGAGAUGGCACCUCACGCCCUUGUCCUGAACGACGGACACAAGUUUGCCCUCGGUGGUAUGGAGAAAGACAUGGUCAAUUCACUCUAUAAAUUGGCAGUCGCAGGAAAAGGCUUCCAGGAAUUGCCAACCGAGUUUGGAGCAUUUGAAAUCGAGAAGGAGGGUGUCCAGCAGCGCGCUCAAGAGAUCAAGGCUUAAAGAACGGAUAUCUUUCUGGACUCAUCAAUGACCUGGAUGUGGAUAUAAUGUGAUUUGAUGAUAUGAUAAGCCAUAUCAGAGAAUGGCGAUCUAGUGUUGAGAUUAUUUGUUUUUUUUUUUUCCCGUAUGGGUUUAUGCCAUGCCAUAUACUUGGCAUAAAUGUUUAUUUAUGGUCAGUCGUUACAUAUAGCAAAGUCUUUCAUUAAAAUUUGAUAUUUUGUAUUGAGCCCUUCAAUGGAAGUUGAGCGAGUGAUACUAUUCAUAAAAUUGAGUGUAUACCCUCUAGAUGGAGUAGAUAGCUAACGGCUUGAACGUUUUCACUUCCCACACUAAUCGACAGUCAGCAUCUUUUAAUACUUAUCCAUCUUCUAUAGACUGAUAGGCUCCGUGUAAAAAUGAUGGGUAACGAUACUUGAGGUAUGCGUUUGACAGCUAUCACUAGGUUUGUUGAUACAUGGCUGUAUUCGCCCAAGCCUCAGCAUAAGGUUAGCAUUAGGGUUAUUCCGUAGUUAGCUUGAUCGCGCUAAUCUUAAACCUAAAGAGUUAGCCUGUUGCUAAAAUUGGUAUAUCUUGGCGCCAAGCAUAGAUCAAACCUUCCUUUGUCGUCCUUGGCACUUUGCGCUUCUCUCUUCUCUCGGCGUGUUCGACUUACGACAGACAGCACGACAAUACUUAUUCAAGGGUACGCAUAGAGUUGUGUAAAUCUCCCAGAAAGAACGAUUCGUCGUUUUGCAUAACCUAGAGAGGCUCCUUGAAAUUAAACUGGAUAUGACAUUAUACAUGAUACAAGCAAAGAUGGUUAUCUUGCUUGAUCUCAAUAUUGGGUGGAUAGGCAGGCGGGAAAACUGCGUGGCAAACAAUGAGAAUGAGGGGGCAAGAACGUAAAAGAUGUUAUGGCUAAAUGAAAUGUCCAGCACUAGCAAGAACGGCGACGUUGGGGGUUGAUAACAAGGAGUGAGUCAACUCCCCGCAAUUUGAAUAAUUCCCCAAAUUCAUACACUCCUUCAUAGAACAGUAAAUCAAGCCAAUGGUUCUAGUUCUAUUCAAAGGAUGGAUAGCUCUGCUGGUGUUUACUAUAUUGGCACCUGGGAGAGACUGAUACGUGAAAACAAAAUUUAUAAAUAGGCAGGGCUGGGCAUAGCGGCCAACUGGAUGUAGAGUAUCGAUAUCGGCAUAAACCGAUCUGGUGUGUACCAUGACUGUGAUAUCGACGGCCCUGGGGUAUAAGAUUAAGCAAGGACGUGAAUAACAUGACAGUUAGCUUGGGUGUUGGACGAGGAACGAAAGGAUAGCUCGGACCUUCUCUUCUACAUAGACUACCUGUAGUUAUACCCCUGAAGGUCUUCUAGCUGUCUAGUCGACCUGGCUGCCUAACUGAUUACUGACUACUUCCUCUCGCACGCUACACCGAGGCUGCCUGUGAUUUACACAGUACGUAAACUGCCGAUGAUCGAAUGGAAUGUAAGGUCAUGCGCGGCCCAGGGGUUACCUGCCACCGCCGGGUUAUCACCUCUCACCUCCUUGCACGCCAGGCUCAUCUGGAUAGCCAUCCCUCCCUGUUAGUUAGCUGCACAUGCUAUAUACGGCUACCUGAUAGGAAUCUAUCCGUGUUGCCUUCUGGCUGCGUAAAAUACCGAUAUAUCCCGGCCUUGCUGGUGACGGUGACAUGCCGGUUAUCUCAUCAACUUGACUAUUCUCUAGUCAACUAAGUCGGUUGGGCUGAUAGGAGCGGAGGGAUGGUCCCAGCCUCCUUGUUUCUCUACUCCACUCAGUCGACGUUAGUUGACCAGGUCAUUUGGCUGCUUCAUCUAGGCCUCUCACUAUGUUC
This is a messenger RNA of Trichophyton rubrum CBS 118892, 2395 nucleotides long. RefSeq lists its product as uncharacterized. The coding region runs from base 1 to 567 and encodes 188 amino acids. Lineage: Eukaryota; Fungi; Ascomycota; Eurotiomycetes; Onygenales; Arthrodermataceae. The transcript has a single exon. The record is from RefSeq and is a predicted model, not a curated record.